AUGCUCGGCGUGAGUGCGCCCUCUCCCGCCACUGCAUCUCCGCGCGCACUGUCGGUCCAACCCGCUGCAAUCACGUAUAGUCUUUCCGUGCGGGCCGUGGCACAACCAUGCGUUGCAGUCUUUGCUCGUUUGCUCCGGAUGAGGGGCUCAAUGCUCCUCGCCCUCCUCCCUCCUCCACUCCCCUUCCUUCUACGCACUUGCUGCAUAUCGUCGCUAUCUGAUGAGCCUGAGAGGUGGGUAGUUAUUUCCGGUGGCCCUCCUCCCCCUUCUCCGCCGCCGCCUUCGCCUUCGUCGUCGCCGCCGCCGCCGUCGCCCCCUCCUUCGCUCGGUGGUCCUGCGGUGGCCCCUUGGGAUCCCCACGAGGCCGAAGAAGUGGCCGCGGGUGAGCUUUUCGGCCUUCUCCCGACAGAGAGCGGGACUGCGCCCGCAGCGCCCGCGGAGCAGGCCAGGCAGAUGGCUGCCGGCGCCGCCCAGAGCGCCGAGGAGGCCCGCCCCCUCUUGUCUGUGGUCCCUCCUCCUCCUCCGCCUCCCGCCCUCUCCGAGGAGCAACUGGCGCGUAUUGCAACCAAUCGUGCCAUCGCUCGAGAACGGCGUUUACAGCGCAUUGCGCCGUGGCGAGGUCAGAUUGAAUUCAAGUUUUGA
Messenger RNA from Prorocentrum cordatum, 642 nucleotides. The record is from the annotation of a GenBank genome assembly. NCBI's taxonomy places the organism in Eukaryota, Dinophyceae, Prorocentrales, Prorocentraceae.